Molecule: messenger RNA, 7842 nt
Organism: Anopheles arabiensis
Lineage: Eukaryota; Metazoa; Arthropoda; Insecta; Diptera; Culicidae
Gene: Trpgamma
Product: transient receptor potential-gamma protein
Exons: 18
Coding region: 1794-5873 (1359 amino acids)
Biological process (GO): manganese ion transport; regulation of cytosolic calcium ion concentration; calcium ion transmembrane transport
Cellular component (GO): membrane; cation channel complex
Molecular function (GO): protein binding; store-operated calcium channel activity; inositol 1,4,5 trisphosphate binding
Source: RefSeq, a predicted model, not a curated record
CUGCGCUUCGUUAAAGCGAUCGUUAGCGAGAGGAAAUCAGCUCGCAACCGCGCAACCUACAGCUAAACCGUCGCCCUGCUCGCGAAUACGUUGCGUCGUGUAAUGUCAGCAGCAACUGUAACCACUGCCAAUCAAUCGCAAUCCCCCGAUCAGGGCCGAUGGGUUGUGAGCGUAUCUAUUGUGUGGUAGAAAAUUGAUGCACAUUCCUGGUAUAGAAAGUGGUUCUUUUUUCGCGUUUUUCUUUCUUUUUUUAAAGCUAUUUGACGAACGAAACGAAAUUUCCACUCCGCGAGCACGAUAGAGUGAGGUUUGGUAAAUCCGAUUACACAAAGCGUACAACGAUACGCACGGGAGAUGAGGUUUUUCCCUCCCGUAUAACUGACUACCGACCUCCGUGGUCCUUGAAGUAAUCUCGCUCACAAUCCUCCGGUGCGACCAGAUGCAUUCAAUAAAUGCAUCACCAGAUGUCAUUCGGAUCGGGUCGAGCUCUGCGAAAGGGACGCGAAUGAAAUAGUUUUGCCGAUUUUCCCAUCUAAGGUGGUGAGGGUACGACACGCACCACCACAAUCACUGACAUCACCACAAAGCUCUACCAGUUCCCGAGAUGGGUCGAUAAACCGAUUGGAAACAUAAAUUGGCAAUCAGGCAAUCCGGCGUGCGUAGUUUGGGGUGAGCUUUCUGGUUGGCCGACCAAGGAAGGAAGCUGGCACUGGCGCUACUGCUAUCUCGGGCCGGGUAAUUGGACAAGCCUCCGUCACCGCGUGGUGCGUGGUUUCGGUCGAUCGAUUUGCAUGAUUAAUGUUUAAUUCGGAAACGGAUCCGAGGGGUGGUAUCCUUCCUGUGUGGCUGAUUGAUACGUCUAAGCCCGGCCGGUGCUGGUGGCAUUUUAUUUUGAGGUUGAUAAAUGGAAACGAGAGGUUCAUUGGGGGAUGUCUGUUUUUUUGUUGUGAGGGUUCGAUUGUUGUUGAUGCAUCAUCUCCUCUCGCAUGUGGUGAGCAUGAGAGCAUUAGAGCAGAGCAAAACCAGAAAAACAUUUAAUGGCGGAAGUCAAAUAAUGUAUCUGCUGAUCGAGAUUACGUACAUGAUGGAUGGAGCUAAUAAAUUGAUUGUUAAACAUCCUUUCACAAUCGAUAGGAAAAAGCUAAUUAAAACAGUGGGAUUAAUUGAAGUUAUGAAACAAUGGGACCCAUAUCCAGGGAUGAGCAACGUGCAACUUGCCUGGAAAUGAGGUUGAAGAGCAAAAUAAUUACUAAGGUGAUAGAAAUACAGUUCAUAUUUCCUCGUCAUUGAGCUGUUCAUUUGAAGUUUGAUGUUCCUCUACUUGUAUAAAAUAAACUUGCUCGCCCCCAUGAUUAAAAGGUUGGCCACCACUGGAUCAGAUUAUACAAAAUGUAUGAUGCACUGAUAAUCCGGCAGAAUUGCGCUUACACGCGUUCCGCAUCCCACUCGGACGGGGGAGGUAGUGCUGAACUGGCUCCAUUAUGAUGACGCUAAUCCGCCUCAGCUGACGGUAAAGCUGUCAAACGGAGUUGGUUCACCAGCCACAGCUAACUAUCGAGCCGCACAAUCCAAUUAAAAAUGACAUUAAACUUUCUCCGGUAUCGGUAUAAAUCUUUUAAGACUUUGUACCAACUAUUUCCGACCGACUAUGGUGGUUGUACUCUUUCUGCUAUUUUCUUCUGAUUUUUUUUUGUUUGUGAGGAAAGCUACGUGCUUUGCGACAGGCAGCAGGAAGGGAGUACCCGAUGGCAUGAGCCGAAAGUGGUGAAGAAAAUGUGGGGCAAAACGACUCGAUGGAAAGUACAACGCUAAAGAGUAAACUAUUCAUCAAGAAUGAAAAAUCGGCUGCUCGGCGUACGUCGACCCCGGAAUCCAUGACCCAGCGGGCGGCGACCCAGCGGGGCAGCGGACCGGCAGCCGGCGGCGAUGGUGACUCCACCACCGAUCUGACGUCUGCGAUGGGGGGCGGCGGACCAAGUGGUGGUGGAGCAGGAGCAGGAGGAGGAGGAGGAGGAGGCAUGGCAGCAGCAACAACAACAGCAGCAGCUGCCACCAUGUUGACCAACGAGCGUAGAGACACGAAGGUAGACAUACCGCUGCCACAGUACAUGACGCCGUCGGCGGAGAAAUUUGCAGAUAAACGAGUUAAGAGACACAGCAUACACGGCAUGAUGGAGGAGGAGAAUGUGGUCCGACCGCAUCAGGAGAUUGCCGCCCUGUCGCUGGAGGAGAAGAAGUACUUGCUGGCAGUGGAGCGGGGAGAUGUCGCCACCACGCGAAGGAUCCUAGAGAAGGCGGAAGCGGAAUCGCACAUCAACAUCAACUGCGUCGAUCCGCUGGGCCGGUCCGCCCUGCUGAUGGCAAUCGAUAACGAAAAUCUCGAGAUGGUCGAGCUGCUCAUCAAUCACCGGGUGGACACGAAGGAUGCGCUGCUGCACGCGAUAUCGGAGGAGUUUGUCGAGGCGGUCGAGGUGCUGCUAGACCACGAGGACAGCUGUCACAAGAGCGGGGAUCCUCAUAGCUGGGAAGCACUGCCACCGGAUACGGCAACCUUUACCCCGGACAUAACGCCCUUAAUACUGGCCGCUCACCGUGAUAAUUAUGAGAUAAUUAAAAUUCUGCUCGACCGUGGCGCCACACUGCCCAUGCCGCAUGACGUACGAUGCGGCUGCGAUGAUUGCGUUACCUCCCGGAUGGAGGACUCGCUGCGCCACUCGCGGUCACGCAUCAACGCGUACCGUGCGCUGGCGAGCCCGUCCCUGGUUGCGCUCUCGUCCAAAGAUCCCAUCCUGACCGCGUUCGAGCUGAGCUGGGAGCUAAGGAGGCUGAGCUUUCUGGAGCACGAGUUCAAGAACGAGUACCAGGAACUUCGCCGACAGUGUCAGGACUUUGCGACGGCCCUGCUCGAUCACACCCGAUCGUCGCACGAGCUGGAGGUACUGCUCAACCAUGACCCCACCGGACCGGCCUUCGAGCAUGGCGAUCGUAUGCAUCUGAACCGGUUGAAGCUUGCCGUCAAGUUACGCCAGAAGAAGUUCGUUUCCCAUCCGAACGUGCAGCAGCUGCUGGCCAGCAUCUGGUACGAAGGAUUGCCGGGCUUCCGGAGGAAAAACAUGGCCCUGCAGGCGCUGGAAAUUGUACGAAUAGGCAUCAUGUUUCCGCUGUUUUCCUUCUCGUACAUCAUCGCACCACACUCGUCGCUCGGCCAAACGAUGCGCAAACCGUUCAUCAAGUUCAUCUGCCACAGUGCGUCGUACUUCACGUUUUUGUUUCUUCUUAUGCUGGCGUCCCAGCGCAUCGAGACGGUAAUGGGCGGCGUGUGGGGUGAGCCGGACGUGAGCCAGCAGCAUGACGAAGUGCCUACCAAGCGCGGUGCAAGCCCGACCUUGAUCGAGUGGCUCAUAUUGGCCUGGGUCAGCGGACUUAUCUGGAGCGAGGUGAAGCAGCUGUGGGACGUGGGCUUGCAGGAGUACGUGAACGAUAUGUGGAAUGUGAUAGACUUUGUGACCAACUCGCUGUACGUGGCGACGGUGGCCCUUCGAGUGGUGUCCUACUUUGAGGUCCAGAAAGAGAUGACGUACAACAAGUUUGCGGCGGACCUGCCGCGCGAAAAGUGGGACACCUGGGACCCGAUGCUGAUAUCGGAGGGCCUGUUCUCGGCGGCCAACAUCUUCAGCUCGCUCAAGCUGGUGUACAUCUUCUCGGUCAAUCCGCACCUGGGACCGCUGCAGGUAUCGCUCUCCCGCAUGGUGAUGGACAUCAUGAAGUUCUUCUUCCUGUACGUGCUGGUGCUGUUUGCGUUCAGCAGCGGUCUCAAUCAGCUACUUUGGUAUUAUGCGGAUCUGGAGAAGAAACGAUGCCCGGAUGUGUCCAGCUUUUCGGGGCUCAACAUUACUGCGACGGAUCCGAAUGCCUGUAUCGUGUGGCGCCGGUUUGCUAACCUUUUCGAAACGAUACAGACACUGUUCUGGGCGGUGUUUGGUCUGGUGGAUCUGGAAAACUUCGAGCUGGAUGGGAUCAAAAUCUUUACCCGAUUCUGGGGCAUGCUGAUGUUCGGCACCUACUCGGUGAUCAAUAUUGUGGUGCUGCUGAACCUACUGAUCGCCAUGAUGAAUCACUCAUAUCAAUUGAUAUCGGAACGGGCUGACGUGGAGUGGAAGUUUGCCCGCUCGAAGCUGUGGAUCAGCUACUUCGAGGAGGGCGGUACGUGUCCACCACCGUUCAACAUCAUCCCGACGCCGAAAUCCCUGUUCUACAUCUUCCAGUGGGUGAAGCGAAAGUUCUGCGGCCACUCGAAGGCGGUCAAGAAGGAGCACAUGAAAACGAUUCGACGGAAGGUAAAGCAGGCGAGCGAACGGGACUUCCGGUACCAGAGCAUCAUGCGCAACCUGGUGCGCCGGUACGUGACGGUCGAGCAGCGGAAGGCCGAAUCGCAGGGCGUCACCGAGGACGACGUGAACGAGAUCAAGCAGGACAUAUCGGCGUUCCGGUGCGAGCUGGUCGAGAUACUGAAGAACAGUGGGAUGAACACGGCCAUCGCGACGGGCCAGGGUAGCGGUGUCGGUGGCAAGAAGAACCGCCAGAAGGAGCGACGGUUGAUGAAGGGCUUCAAUAUAGCGCCACCGCCGGCACCGGACGCCGGUCAGCAUUUGACGCCCGUGUCGGAGUUUAUUGCGCAGCUGCCGGACCAUUCGCCGCACGAGCUGUUUGCGGGCGUGUUUGGCCCGGGGUUGACACCGAAGAAGGCACUGCACCAGGUGAAUCCGAUGCAUCAGUAUUCGUCGCAGUCGCAGAGCUCGUUCGGGGAGAACAACAACCCGAUCCAUCGGCUGGCAAAGCUGGCACCGAAGUUUAACUCCAAAAGUCGUCCAGGAUCGCACAAGAAGCGAUGGGGAACGCUUAUUGAAGCGGCCAAACAUGGCAGCGUGUCGAAGUUUAUCGGGCGCUCCCGAUCGGAAGACUCGGUGUGCAACCACGGUCCGGGUCGGGGCGAAUCGGCCAGCCACAGCAAUAGCCCGGCGUCGGAUGAAGCCAUCACGGAGUCACCGUCCGAUUCGAACCCGAGCCUGGAUCGGCCCGACGUCGAGCAGUGUCCGGAUCCACACAAGCAUCACAAUCAGCGCAGCCGGACGGACCGGGGGCACCAAGAUCGCCGGCAGCACGGUGGAAGUGAUCGUACGCAGCAGCACAGCAGCAGCGGGACGGCCACGGCGAACGGCAAGAACGGGCGGGACGGGAAGGAGCACGCGCACCACUAUCACUUGCAUUUCGGUGCGCUGGCAGCACUGAAGCGCAAGCGGAAAAAGUUCUCCAACAGCCGCAACUCCAGCCCGGUGCUGGAGCCACCGUGCGAGCUGCCCUCGGUAACGAACGCGAUCACUACGACGGGUAAUACAAGCAGUAAGGUACUGAAACGUGCUUCCAGCGUACCGACGCGCGGCGCAAGCGACGAACCGGAAGCGACCGGCAGCGUACGGCCGGCCCGGCACGAGGCAACGCAAAGCCAGCAGCACUCGAUCGAGCAGCAGCUCGAAGGUGCGGCACCGUUAACACCUUCCACCACGGAGGAGAGCGUCGAUCAGCAGCCGGCGGCAGGCGGUGCCGGCCAUCAGCUGGCCGUGCACAAGCACCAGAAGAUCAUCCGCGGCAGGAACAGCUCCAACGAACCGUUGCUACGCUUGCAGGAGCAUCGUGAUAGCAGUGAUGGUGGUGGUGGUGGAGGCGCUGCAGUAGGGGCAGGUGGAGCGUGUGACACGUCCGGCGGACCGGUCAGCACUGGUCAGUCGUUGGCCACGUCCACGCUACGCUCGGUGCCGAAGAUUCCGGGCGUAACGCCACUACGGGGGCAUUUACACUCCCAGGGCUGGUUAUAGGGGAGACGGUACGGCAAAGGGGUGCGACUAUUUGUAUGUAAAUAUGGUUGGUCGGCGCUCAAGGCGUUGAGCGCAUGCUAACGGAACAAUGAGUGUGUAAACUAGUCAAAAGCAUCAAUUCUAAACGUGGUGGCGAAGAAGUAAGGCGAAAUGGUUAAAGACGCAAGACGAGUUUGAAUGACAUCUCGGCAACUACUCUGCAGAUGGCUGGAGCAACGCGUUUCGUGUGAUGGUUGUAAGAAAAUUCCUUCUGUUCGAGGAGAGAGAUAGGGAGUUUUAGGGCCUAAAAAGGAACCGUAACGGGUCGUAACAGAGCCCGAUCCUGACCGAAUGAUCCCAUCAUCGGACGGUUGUCGUGCUGUCGUGCUAUAUGCCAUACACGGUCAACCUUUGGGCGACGAUGCUGAGAUCAUGGACACGAUCGGGAGCGGGAAAUGGAGUGCAACAGUGCAGUGUUGAAUGUUGGUGGUAGCUGUAAGGCAUAUAUAGAUGUAUAACGAUACCAAUACAAUACAAAAAGGGACCAGGUCUCUUUGAGGAGGUGCUCGGUGCGGCGAGCACACCAACAUCCCGUGGUGCCGCUGGGAGGAGUAGCUGUUAAACUAUCAUUUGUUAAGCUAUUGGAACUCGUACAGGAACAACCAAGAGAGGACAGCGGCUAGUGUAGCUGUAAGUACCGCUGCUUUCCCCAUACCGUUGGAUGUGUUGCUACCCAACAACGGAGACUCAUAUGACGCACCCCUGGAGACAGGGGGGGUCAUUCUCUUUUAAUCCGAUAGUCUGUAAGGGACGGUGUCGAUGCAAGCGCGCACACCUUAAACUACACACGAUACAUCUUAGGCACGAUAAGAAAGACAUACUACAAACCGGUCCGAAUAUCCAAUAAAGUGAGUUAAGCAGAUAGAUUACUUAUCAGCAUAAAGAGUAAAAACCAGUUGAUUAGUAGGGUGCCGAGGAGUGUAUAAGGAGUGACGGGGACACGCAAAUCGAGGAUCGGCAACAGUGUUUGAACGCUAACACACAUCAGACAUCCGAGUAAUUGAAAUAGCAAAACUUAACACAAGAAGUAAAAAGGAGGCCUUAUAAUAUGUAACAUGUAAACAUGAUGUGUAUGUGUAUCACGUAAACAAAAAGAGAAACAGAACAAACCACGGAACCACUAUAAUGAUAACGUACGUCUUCUCGCUUGCAAGGACGAUUAGACAGUAACAAAAACAACAAAACAAAGCAUUGAAUUGGGAUCGCGAUCAUUAGAGCAGAUGUAGAUGGAAACUUCGAUCAAAACGUAAAAAAACUAGUAAGCAACAUUAAACAAUUUAUUAGUCGUAAUUGGGAGCGAGAAAACCAUGUUCGCGUAGACGCUAAGACAAGUAUAACUAUACGUAGUGAGAGAACGAUAGAGAGAAAAAGGGAGAGAAAGAGAGAAGGUGGUUUGAAACGAAUAAAAGAUAAAAUUAUAAAAGAGGGUAGUCGUCGUGCUAAAAGCAAACUAGUAGCUAAACACGACAGAUUUAGUAGUGAAAAGAAAUGAAACAAAAAACUAUAAAUUACUAGCCGAACCGAAUAAAAAAAACAACAAAACAACAAAUGCCAUCGAUAGAAAUGUUUAAUCAAACAAAAUAGAAGAAACAAAACCACAAAAACACCUGUAAAACGACGGGAUUGGUGCUCACUGGGGCGAGGAGCGUAUGUAGAUAAGCGCAGACGAUUCAAAUUGACAGUUGACCGAUCGGUUUGUUGACGAAGGGCAGUGGGAGCUGUGUUUGUUGGUUCGUGUUGUGAAGGUGCAGAAAGGAAAGCUGUUGAAUUUUAGGAUGGGUGAAAGAAAAACUCGCAGAUUGAUAUGCAUAGAUAGGGAAAAGGGCAAUCGUUAAAACCCUCCGUCACAAACUCCACGCACGGUGCACGGGUACGCCAGAGGGCAGAGGAGGAGUGAAUAUUGUAAUAAAUAUUUAAUUUAUUUGACGAU